Messenger RNA from Enhydra lutris kenyoni (northern sea otter), 1536 nucleotides. Its product is annotated as nectin cell adhesion molecule 3. Gene Ontology annotation, cellular component: adherens junction; apical junction complex. Gene Ontology annotation, biological process: homophilic cell-cell adhesion; symbiont entry into host cell; heterophilic cell-cell adhesion. The record is from RefSeq and is a predicted model, not a curated record. Bases 1 to 1536 code for a protein of 511 amino acids. Lineage: Eukaryota; Metazoa; Chordata; Mammalia; Carnivora; Mustelidae. The transcript is spliced from 9 exons.
AUGGCGCGGACCCCGGGGCCGGCCCCGCUGUGUCCCGGAGGCGGCAAAGCACAACUUUCCUCCGCUUUUCCCCCCGGGGCCGGACUGCUGCUGCCGCCCCCGACGCCACCACCGCUACUGCUGCUGCUCUUCCCGCUGCUGCUCUUCUCCCGGCUCUGUGGUGCUUUAGCUGGGCCAAUUAUUGUGGAGCCACAUGUCACAGCAGUAUGGGGAAAGAAUGUUUCAUUGAAGUGUUUAAUUGAAGUAAAUGAAACUAUAACACAAAUUUCAUGGGAGAAGAUCCAUGGCAAAAGUUCACAGACUGUUGCAGUUCAUCAUCCUCAGUAUGGAUUCUCUGUUCAAGGAGAAUAUCAGGGAAGAGUCUUAUUUAAAAACUAUUCACUUAAUGAUGCGACAAUUACUCUACAUAACAUAGGAUUUUCUGAUUCUGGAAAAUACAUAUGCAAAGCUGUUACAUUCCCGCUUGGAAAUGCUCAGUCCUCUACAACUGUAACUGUAUUAGUUGAACCCACUGUGAGCCUGAUAAAAGGGCCAGAUUCUUUAAUUGAUGGAGGAAAUGAAACUGUAGCGGCCAUCUGUAUCGCAGCCACUGGAAAACCAGUUGCACAUAUUGACUGGGAAGGUGAUCUUGGUGAAAUGGAAUCCACUACAACUUCUUUUCCAAAUGAAACGGCAACAAUUGUCAGCCAGUACAAGCUGUUUCCAACCAGAUUUGCUAGAGGAAGGCGGAUUACCUGUGUUGUAAAACAUCCAGCCUUGGAAAAGGACAUCCGAUAUUCUUUCAUAUUAGAUAUACAGUAUGCUCCAGAAGUUUCAGUGACAGGCUAUGAUGGGAAUUGGUUUGUAGGAAGAAAAGGUGUUAAUCUCAAGUGUAAUGCUGAUGCAAAUCCACCACCCUUCAAAUCUGUGUGGAGCAGGUUGGAUGGACAAUGGCCUGAUGGUUUAUUGGCUUCAGACAAUACUCUUCAUUUUGUCCAUCCAUUGACUUUCAAUUAUUCUGGUGUUUAUGUCUGUAAAGUGACCAAUUCCCUUGGUCAAAGAAGUGAUCAAAAGGUCAUUUACAUUUCAGAUGUCCCAUUUAAGCAGACCUCUUCCAUAGCCGUAGCUGGAGCUGUAAUUGGAGCUGUCCUUGCUCUUUUCAUCAUUGCUGUCUUUGUGACUGUCCUGCUGACUCCUCGAAAAAAGAGACCAUCCUAUCUUGACAAAGUGAUCGACCUUCCUCCUACACAUAAACCACCUCCCAUAUAUGAAGAACGAUCUCCCCCCUUGCCUCAAAAAGACCUUCUAUAUCAGACCGAACACUUGCCUUUGCAGACUCAGUUCAAAGAAAGGGAGGUUGGCGGUCUCCAGCACCCUAAUGGACUCAAGAGCAGGAGAUUGGACUAUGAAGAUGAGAGCCUCGUGGGGGAAGAUGGGAUUCAACAGAUGUACCCCAGUUACAGUCAGAUAUGCUACCAAGACCGGAGUCCUGGCAAACAUCAUCAAAGCAACGAGCCCGAGAGAGCCUUCAUCAACCCGCGAGAACAUUACGUGUGA